GCGCAAGGCUCGGAGUCCACCGCACUGCCCAUUUAACAGCGGCCAAGAAGAGAGCAUAAAGCCACACGUGAACGCCACGAGCUAGACACACGGCCAACCGGGGUGAUCCAAAAACGUACGCGUGUUUCAUUCAACUCAGCUAGACUUCGCUUCGUUUGUCUUUUUUUUCUUUCCCACUCGACAUCUUAAAUGGAUAUCACUGCCAAGAUGGAAAUCAGCGUCGGACAGCAACAGUUCAUCCCUCCGUCGUGCUUCUUUGCGGCAGCCGCACAGAGCAUCCAGCUAAGCCCGACUGACAGCCAGUGCAGCAGCACGUCAGGCUCCAAGCAAGUGAAGAGGCACCGGUCAUCCUCGCCCGAACUCCUGCGGUGCAAAAGGAGGCUCAACUUCGCCGGCUUUGGCUACAGCCUUCCCCCGCAGCAGCCGCACGCCGUGGCGAGGCGGAAUGAAAGAGAGCGCAACCGGGUGAAACUUGUCAACAACGGCUUCGCCACGCUGCGGGAACACGUCCCCAACGGUGCGGCCAACAAGAAAAUGAGCAAAGUGGAAACUCUGCGCUCGGCUGUGGAGUACAUCCGCGCCCUACAGCACCUGCUGGACGAACAUGAUGCAGUAAGCGCCGCGUUUCAGUCGGGCGUUCUCUCGCCCACCAUGUCCCAGAACUACUCCAACGACAUGAACUCGAUGGCAGGAUCACCAGUGUCAUCAUACUCUUCAGACGAGGGCUCUUACCAUCCGUUAAGUCCCGAGGAACAAGAACUGCUGGACUUCACCAAUUGGUUCUGAGCGUCUCACAGGAUGAUGUUGCUGUUUCAUCCCCUCAACAAACGCUCGAGAAGGGUCCCGUAGAUCCCCACGCUCUCUACGAACACAAAGCACUGCGUUUGCGCUUCGGACCCCUGAGUCCACGUCCUGCAAUGGCCCUUCAACUGGCACUGACAGGUAUCGGGCCUCUAUGCCAAGAGCCAAAGGACUUAAAGAGAAGACGGUUCGUCCUACUGUCGGGCGAAAAGAAGCGUCUACAGUGUUGGAACCCAUCCUUCUAGCGCAUCCUAUGACAAAAAAAAUGCCCUAAUUUAAAAUGACUCUCCACGACAGGGUGGCCCACACAAAA
Messenger RNA from Clupea harengus (Atlantic herring), 1114 nucleotides. It is a transcript of the gene ascl1a, whose product is annotated as achaete-scute family bHLH transcription factor 1a. NCBI's taxonomy places the organism in Eukaryota, Metazoa, Chordata, Actinopteri, Clupeiformes, Clupeidae. Gene Ontology annotation, cellular component: RNA polymerase II transcription regulator complex. Gene Ontology annotation, molecular function: protein dimerization activity; RNA polymerase II transcription regulatory region sequence-specific DNA binding; DNA-binding transcription factor activity, RNA polymerase II-specific. The record is from RefSeq and is a predicted model, not a curated record. Gene Ontology annotation, biological process: positive regulation of transcription by RNA polymerase II; regulation of neurogenesis; sensory organ development.